CCCACCCCCGUAUCCUGGGAGGGGAGAGGGAAGCAUCUGACUGCCUGCCCAAAGAUCCAGAAUCUGGAAUCCAAUCCCAGACCCUUCCUCAAAGACUCAUCCACCACUAUGCAGUCCAGCCCAAGUCAGUGAGAGCUGGGUGCUGACGACCAGGUGUCUGACAAGGCAUUGAGUCCUCCCAGCUGGAAAAGCCUCUGAAUCUGUAAGAAAGAGAACACAAACCAACAAUGACAUACUCACAGCCUUACUCUCAGUUCCCACCAAAACACAGAGCAUUUCCUGUGCCUUUUCCGUUAUUUCACAAGCUGCUUCUUAGUCUCCCUCUGGGCUCCAGGACAGACAGCUGCUUCUCCCCUCAGAAGCCAGACAGUUGCCUCCAGCCUCUCCUGGUCAACGCCAUGGCCAAGACCCGUAGUGACCAUCUGCUGUACUCCCUGGAAGAGCUGGUGCCCUAUGACUUUGAGAAGUUCAAGUUCAAGCUGCAGAACACCAGCCUGGAGAAGGAGCACUCCCGGAUUCCCCGGGGCCAACUCCAGACAGCCAAGCCAGUGAAGCUGGCCACUCUGCUGGUCACCCACUAUGGGGAGGAGGACGCCGUGCGGCUGACCCUGCAGGUCCUGAGGGCCAUCAACCAGCACCUUCUGGCAGAGGAUCUCAACAGUGCAAUCGGCUCAGGGUGUCAGGUAAAAGAAAGUGACACAGACAGUUCAGCAAUGUCUGGUUCCUCUGGGGAGAUUAAGCCCAAGAGUCUGAAGAUACCAGAUGGCCUGGAAGGUGACAAGCAGCGACAAAGUGGUGAUGGGGCUGGCUGCCCACCAUCCAUCCAGCCCGAGGCUGGAAGGGGGCUCCAGAAGAAGCCUCUGGGCAAACAGAGAGAUCAGAAAGGCUCUGAGCGCCCGGAUGUGCAGGGCAAGCCAGGGGCCAGGAACACAACUCUGUCUUCCAAGAGAAGCCCCUUUCCCAGCAAGCCACAGGGGGAGAAGGGGAGCAAUGAGGGGGUCAGGCUGCGCAGGAACGCCAGCUCUGCAGGAAGGCUCCAAGGACUCUCCAGUGGGUCGUUUGCUGGGUCCCUGGGAAGGAGAGAAUUUAAGAUAUCUGAAGCAUAUUUACCUUCAGGAAAGAAGCGACCCAAAAGUCUUGAAUUUACCAUUUCUUCAGGAGAGACAGAACCUCUCAACCCAGAAGCUCUUCUGCUUCAAGAGAAAAUGAGAAGUGAGAAUCCAGGCUCAGCAGCCACUCUGAACACAGGGGCUACUGUGGCUGCAGAGAAAGGAUCCAGGAAUCCAGAACACGCCAUGACUCUGGAGGGGGUAGCACUCAGGAAUACACUUUGCAGUGUAUCGUUAGCUGGAAAGAAGAUCUGGGAGCAUCCAGAGUCCACAGUACCUGCAGAGAAGAGUGGAACUGAGGCUCCAAAGACCUCUAAGGCCUUGGAGGAGGUGGUAGGUGGUGUGCUCCAUGAUCCUUCAAAUCCAGAAGUCCCUCCAUCUUCAGGGAGACUGCAGGACAAGGCUGUAUGUCGCCUUUGCUGUGCCCAGGAAGGAGACCCGGUUGGUGGCAGCUGCGUGCAUGUUUCCUGCAGCUGCUCCGUUGCUUCUAGGGAUCCUGAGGUCUCACGUGGCUACUCAUCCAGCUGCCCUCGGUGCCAGGACUUGCUCCCGGGGAAGAGCCAUGGAAGCCUCGAGUGCCAGGAGGGCCUGCAGAUGGCCAGCCUGAGCCCCAAGUCCCUGCCACAGUGUGAGCGUCACAUGAAGCAGGUCCAGCUGCUCUUCUGCGAGGACCACGGGGAACCCAUCUGCCUCAUCUGCAGGCUGAGUCAGGAGCACCGAGGCCACCGGGUUCGCCCCAUCGAGGAGGCCGCCCUGGAAUACAAGAAACAAAUUCAGAAGCAGCUGGAGCAUCUGAAGGAGUUGAGAAAAUCUGGAGAGGAGCAGAGAUCUCAGCGGGAUAAGAAGACAGCAAACUUCCUGAAACAAGCUGAAACCCAGAAGCAGAGAAUCCAGUACCAGUUGGAGCAGUUAUGCCAGUUUUUAGAGCAGCAAGAGCAGCUCUUUGUGGCCUGUCUGGAGGAGCUGGGCCAGACCAUUGGCCAAGUCAGGGAGACAUAUGGCACCCGGGUGACAGGGGACAUCGCCCUUCUCGACAAGCUGAUUGGGGAGCUGGAGGCCAAGCAGUGCCAGCCAGAAUGGGAGCUUAUGAAGGACGUCAGAGUCACCCUGCACAGGGCCAAGAAGGUGACUGUCCCUGAGCUGUGGGCCACCCCUCCAGAGGUGAAAGAAAAGAUCCACCUGCUCUACCAGAAAUCAGAGUUUGUGGAGAAGCGCAUGAGGCACUUCUUGGAAACCCUGCGUUCAGAAAUGGAAAUGUUCAACGGUGAGUCCGGUGGUGGUAGUAUGUGUUGGCCAGGGAUUACGGCCAUUUUCCCUUGUGCUGUUGAUUUCUGGGAAUUAUUUAGAAAAGAGAAAACACCUGUAACAAAGGUGGGAGCAAAGUCAUGACAAGUGCUCACAGGCUCUGUGCCAGGGUCACUGACUGUCAACUCACCAGAGUACAGAGUAUCCAAGGCAGGCCUGGGUACCAGAGAGGAAUGGGGUUAUAUCCAAGCAGAGGAAGCCGAGUCCUGAGCAGGGAGAGGGAGUCACUGUCUUUCCUUGUUGUGGGGACCCGGGUAGAUUUAGCCCUCUGAAUGGAAAUGCUCAGGAUUUUUCCCAUCUCCUUUUCUCUGUAGUUCCAGAAGUGACUGGUGGUCAGGCACCCUGAGGCAAGUAGACUUGGCCUGCUGGGUCCCUGUGCUGUCCCCCGGUGCAUUCCAGAAUGACCCUGUCCACGUUUCUUGGAUGUGGGGAGAACCCUGUGGGGAUGUUGCCCAUGGACCUCAAGCUAGGAAUUCUAAUUCUCUCUGCAGUUAAUGUGAUUCUGGAAGCAGAAGCUGCCCACCCCAACCUCAUCUUUCAUCUUCUCUGAUGACUUGAAGAGUGUGAGACUUGGAAAAAAAGUGGGACCGUCUACCUGCUAGUCCAGAAAGAUUCUAUAGCUGAAUCAUUGCCCUGGGCUCUCUCAGUUUGCUCUCUAGCUGCCAUUACUGAGAAGUGAAGGUGGGAGACAAGACAGGGUGGGUCCUGGGUGUCUGCAAGGCAGCCACGAGCAGCAAGGAGAAUAUGGCUCUCUCACCAGAGAAUAGUUAUUGGGUAGAAAUGAUGAUGAAGUAAAAUGAGUGCCAGGCGUCCAACUUUCCCUCCACCCGGAUGAGGGAGCCCCCCAGGCAUGUGGGCAUCUUCCUGAACUACAAGACUGGGGACAUUUCCUUUUACACUGUGACAGCCAAAUCCCACAUCUCAACAUCCAUUGGCUUCUUUUCCUCUGGGCCCCUUCAACCUAUCUUCAGCCCCAGGACACAUGAUGGAGAGAACAUGGAUCCUCUGAAUAUCCGUCCAGUGGGUGGCCAGGGGCCUCACUGAAUAUCCAACACUUUGCAUCUUUCUUCAGGCUCCUGCCCUGUAUCUUGAAUCCAUACAUUCAACAGUCAUUAUUGAACACCUACUAGGUUCCAGCUGCUGUGGGGAAUAUAAUCAAUAAGAGAAUAGGCCCUGUGCUCAAGGAGCUUAUGGAACAGAAGCAGAAGUAAGCUGGGUAAACAAAUAUUGGUAAACCAAGGGUAAAGAGAACACAUGUAUUGAUGACAUGCCAUUGAUUUCAGAGAAGGAAGCACACAGCUGUUGCUUAAUAAAUCCUUGUAUGAAUUAGCACCCUAAGAUGCUUCUGAGACAGAGAGCCCACCCUCGUUUUCCCUCAGGACUCCAUGGCAAGGAUGUGUUCCCUCAUUCUAUCCUCCCUUUUGUUUUUUAUAAAUAAAAUUAUUUAUGAAUAAUAACAUCAUAGAGCUUACAUAGAUGAUCAUUAACCAUAACUUUUUAAUUUUACAAAUGAGAGUUCUGAGGCCUGGAAUUAAUGCAUUUUGUUCAUUUACUUCUUUUUCUACCAGUGUUUGGGGACUGAUUUUGGGCUAAAAGCAGCAUCAGUUGCUGAGAUUACAGAGAGAGCAAGAUAAAACUUCUGCCUUUUAGUGAAAACCUUAACUGUAGUAAGGAUCUGAAUAGUAAAUGUAUAAGCCCAGAGCAACAUAGGUACUAAAAUAUAAAUAUAUAUUGGAACAAUAUGUGAGCAUAUUACAAGUAGUAACUGAAUAGAGGAUUCUGAGAGAAUUUCAGAGUACUUUAAGUGAGUCUUAAUGACUAAGAAUUAUUUUGAAAAGGAGUGGUGAAAAGGCAUUUUAAGUGAAGAAUGGCAUAUGAAGUGCCACAAUAUGAAGCAGCAUGAGAUUUACAAUUUAAAGUGCUUGAUGGGUUUUUGAUGGUAUGUCAGUGUGGUAUGAGAAUGGAAACUCAAGACUCAUAUUGUCAAGAGCCUUAUGUACUAUGCAUAGGAAUUUGGACCUCAUUGUGCUGUCAGGGAGAGCUAGUAAAGUGUUUCAGGGCGGCCAAAUAGAGGUUAAGUGGCUUGUUAUCAUUCACAGGAAGUAGAGUUCAAGUCAUGAUUGAAAUCCAAUGUUCUUAUUCUUAUUAACAAGUAGACUAUAAUAAGAGUAUAAUAUAUGAUAAUAAUAUUUAUUAUACAUUUACUAUGUGCUUAGUUCCAUGUUUUUAUUUUAGUUAAUCAUCACCAUAAAGCUAUGGAAUAGAGAGGAAUUCUGCCUAGAAUGACUUGCUGAUUAUAAGUAGGAAAGAAUAAUUUUGAGCCACUACGCUUUGAUCUUUGACCAAACCCUAUAUAUGUCUGCAGUUUCUAUUUGCCUGAGAGCUGGAAGAGUGAGUA
Delphinapterus leucas (beluga whale) is the source of this 4812-nucleotide messenger RNA. It is a transcript of the gene MEFV, whose product is annotated as MEFV innate immunity regulator, pyrin. Gene Ontology annotation, molecular function: zinc ion binding. The record is from RefSeq and is a predicted model, not a curated record. Lineage: Eukaryota; Metazoa; Chordata; Mammalia; Artiodactyla; Monodontidae.